Molecule: messenger RNA, 276 nt
Organism: Caenorhabditis briggsae
Lineage: Eukaryota; Metazoa; Nematoda; Chromadorea; Rhabditida; Rhabditidae
Exons: 2
Coding region: 1-276 (91 amino acids)
Biological process (GO): regulation of transcription by RNA polymerase II
Cellular component (GO): nucleus
Molecular function (GO): DNA-binding transcription factor activity, RNA polymerase II-specific; RNA polymerase II cis-regulatory region sequence-specific DNA binding
Source: RefSeq, a predicted model, not a curated record
AUGGAAAUCGUGAACUGCGUGCUUCCGAAGAAAAAAGCUAGUAUGCGUCUCUCAAAGCCAAAACGACGCACGACGAAGUUCACUGAGGUUCAAAAGAAAGCCCUUAAUGCGAUUUUCGAAGUCACUGAAAAGCCGUCACGUGAAACGAUACAGAUGAUUUCGGAGCAUUUGCAGUUGGAGUUUAAAACGGUUUUGAACUAUUUCAACCGCAACCGCCAACGCCAACUAGACCUCCAACGCCAACAGAUUCAGUUUCAAGUUGGUCCAAUGCUCUAG